AUGUCGGGCAAUUACUCGGCCCGGUGCGAGCCCGGGCUCAUGGUACCGGUGUGGUACCCUACCGAGAACCUCGAGCUAACGGACGUGGUGUUCCGGGGCACGGUGUACUUUUUGUCGAUGAUGUACCUGUUUAUCGGCGUGAGCAUCAUAUCCGACCGGUUCAUGGCCGCGAUCGAGGUGAUCACAUCGAAGGAGAAGGAACUCGUGGUGAAGCGCCCGGGCAAGGAGCCCCAGAUCGUGAUAGUGCGCGUGUGGAACGAGACCGUGGCCAACUUGACCCUCAUGGCCCUCGGGAGCAGCGCACCCGAGAUAUUGUUGUCCAUCAUCGAGAUCUACGCAAAAAACUUCCAAGCCGGGGAACUCGGGCCGGGCACGAUAGUCGGCUCGGCCGCCUACAACCUCUUUGUCAUCAUAUCCCUGUGCGUCUUUGUCAUACCUAACGGCGAAGUCCGGAAGAUCAAGCACCUACGGGUGUUCUUCGUCACAGCGACCUGGAGCAUAUUCGCCUACGUGUGGAUGUACUACAUCCUUGCGGUGAGCAGUCCCGGGGUCCUCGAGGUCUGGGAGGGCCUGUUGACCUUCAGCUUUUUCCCGGCCACGGUGCUCACGGCUUACAUAGCCGACCGCAGGCUGCUGAUCUACAAGUACCUGCACAAGGGCUACCGGAUGAACAAGCGCGGGGUGAUCGUCGAGGCCGAGGCGAGGAGCGACUCGGACAACGGGGUCGAGCUCGAGAUCAAGGCCAUCGAGUCUCAGCCGACGAUACGCCGGGGGCACAACGGCUCGAUCGAGAGGUACGCCGAGGCGAUAGACGACACCCCCGAGUCCCGGGAGUUCGAGCAGACGCGCCGGGACUACAUACGCACGCUCAAGGAGUUGCGCAAGAGGCAUCCCCAGUUGGCCCUCGAGCAGCUCGAGGUGAUGGCCCACGAGGAGGUGUUGGGCAAGGGCCCGAAGAGCCGGGCGUUCUAUAGGGUGCAGGCGACGCGGAAGAUGGUCGGGGCGGGCAACCUCAGCCGGAAGAUCAGCGAGCGGGCCCAGAGCGAUUUGAGCGAGGUGAAGGCCGAGCUGCAGCGGGCCGAGGCCGAAAGCGUUGACAUCGACAACAUCAACGCGACGAGGGUCUACUUCGAGCCGGGGCAUUACACGGUCAUGGAGAACGUGGGGACGUUCGAGGUUGGGGUCACUCGGGUGGGGGGCGAUUUGAACAGGCCCUGCACGGUGGACUACAGUACCGAGGAUGGAACGGCCGAGGCUGGCUCGGACUACGUCAGCGUGAGGGGUACCCUCAAGUUCGAGCCCGGCGAGACGAGGAAGACCAUCAAGCUGUCCGUCAUCGACGACGAGCUCUUCGAGGAGGAUGAGCACUUUUACGUCAGACUGACCAACUGCUCGCAACCGGCGAUGCUGGCGUCGCCGAGUCUGGCGACGGUGAUGAUCCUCGACGACGACCACAGCGGCAUCUUCGGCUUCCCGGAGCGCGACUACGAGCUCGUCGAGAGCAUCGGCCAUUUCCACCUCAAAGUCAUACGGUACAGCGGCGCCCGGGGCCGCGUGGUCAUUGGAUUCAGGACCGUCGAGGGUACCGCCAAACCCGGCAAGCAGUACGUCCACGCCGAGGACAGUAUCACCUUCGAGGACAACCAGACCGAAAAAAUCAUCGAGUUGGGGAUCAUCGAGGAGGACUCUUACGAAAAGGAUGCCCUAUUCUACGUCGAACUAAGCCAUCCGCAACUGCAAGGAGCCGAGGCAGGACUGGCAGCGGCAGCGGAGAUGAAGGCACCGGAGGAGCGGACCGAAGAGGAAAAAAUGGCACUGCUGGGCAGGCCGAGGCUCGGCGACAUUGCCCGCGCUCAGAUCAGGAUCAAGGAGUCCAAGGAGUUCAAGAAUACCGUGGACAAGCUCGUGCAGAGAGCCAACGCGUCGCUCAUACUGGGAACGAGCUCGUGGAAGGAGCAGUUCACGGAAGCGUUGACGGUGAGCGGUGGUGACGACGACGAGGAGGGAGGCGCCGAGGAGGGUGCUGACGCUCCGGCCAGGCCUCCUUCGUCGCCUUCGGUUGGCGACUACCUCAUGCACUUCAUCACGAUCUUCUGGAAGGUCCUAUUUGCUUUUGUACCACCCACCGAUAUCGCUGGUGGGUACAUCUGCUUCAUAGUGAGCAUCUUCGGGAUCGGUGUGGUGACGGCCAUCAUCGGCGACGUGGCCUCCUACUUUGGCUGCACCCUCGGUAUCAAGGACUCCGUCACAGCCAUUCUGUUCGUCGCCCUUGGCACCAGUAUACCCGACACGUUCGCGAGCAAGGUGGCCGCCUGCCAGGACAAGUACGCGGACGCGAGCGUCGGCAACGUGACCGGAAGCAACGCGGUUAAUGUCUUCCUGGGCAUUGGCAUCGCGUGGAGCAUCGCUGCCAUGUACCACGCCUACCACGGCAAUACGUUCGAAGUCGAGCCCGGCAGCCUGGCAUUCUCGGUGACGCUCUUCUGCACGGAGGCAAGCGUGGUGAUAAUCGUGCUGAUGAUCAGGCGGACGCCUUCGAUCGGCGGCGAGUUGGGCGGGCCCAAGGUGCCAAAGUACAUCACCUCCAUCUUCCUGUUCUCGCUCUGGAUCUUCUACCUGGUGAUGUCGAGCCUCGAGGCCUACGGCGUCAUUCAGGGCUUCUAAGCGGCUCCGCGUACCACAUCGAUUUCGCAAUCAACGUGUACCAACGGACGGCACAUCUGUGUCUUUGUGUGUGUGUGUGUGUGUGUGUGUGUGUGUGCACGUGUCUCAGUGUGCGACGACUCGCACCGUUCAGGCCUAUUGUGUGACGUAUAUUUAUAACGAGCCCGCACUCGCGCAGGGCCCACCCAUACGGUACUUGUAUGCACAUACGCAUCAUAAUUAGAAUACGAGAGUACGACGAGGGCUUCUGCUUCGAGUUUCAUCGAUUCGACGCGGCGAGUGUUUUUGCGGACAACUUAGUGCGGACGCCUCUAGCGAGUGUCUGACUGUACUUAAGAUUACUUUAAUAAUAUCGUAGCUUAAACGUAAACUAGCGUAACGUAAAAUGCGUGUGAACUAGAACAAAAAGAAUGCAUUCUUAUACUAAAUAAAUGUGCGUGGGUGUAUGGCGAGUCAAAUGUGUGAAAUACAGAAUAUUACGGGAUUUGCCUUAAGUCGA
Molecule: messenger RNA, 3163 nt
Organism: Copidosoma floridanum
Lineage: Eukaryota; Metazoa; Arthropoda; Insecta; Hymenoptera; Encyrtidae
Gene: Calx
Product: sodium/calcium exchanger 3
Biological process (GO): sodium ion transmembrane transport; cell communication; calcium ion import across plasma membrane
Cellular component (GO): axon; sarcolemma; postsynapse
Molecular function (GO): calcium:sodium antiporter activity
Source: RefSeq, a predicted model, not a curated record